CCCAAAUAUAGAGGCUCCCCCAAAUAUAGAGGCUCCAUUGGAGUUAGCCUAAUCAACUUCCCCUUCCUUUUCUCUCUCUCUAUUUUAUUUUUUGUGUUUGCGGAUAUGUGACACUGACUUGCAUAAUCAAUAAAUAUUAAAAAAAAAGACUUGCAUAAUCAAUACGUAAUUUAAUGAUGUAUUGUCAAUAGAGUCUAUUACCACCAACAAUACCGCUACUGUGGUGUAUAAUGUUGAUAAGCGACUGAUCGAGUUCAUACCUCCUGAUGAUGGUGAUUGGUGAUGUAAUGGUGAUAAACCUUUGUUCUUCACUUUCAUAUGGUCCAUCUAGUGUGCUUGGGAGAGAUUUCUAAGUGGUAAAGCUUUGGGUUUUUUCAUGCAAGUAAAGUGUAACAAAUAAUAUGCGAUCCAUGAUAUUAAUUAGGUCCAAUUUAUUUCAGUAUGAGCCCAAUGGUUAUUGCAUAUUUCAAACACGUACGUAUUUGUGUACUGAAUUAGGGUUGUACUCAUAAGGAGAUUGAUUAGUUGUUUUAGUGACGGACUUGAAACCCGCAUGCAAGUCAACGCUAUAUUUUUUGAUUUUGAUUUAUGCAGUUAUUAUUGUUCAUUGCAAUAUCGAUGUUUGGUUCUGCAAUUGAUUGGCUUUCUGUAUCGUUUAAGUGUCUCGAGGAGAAGAAAAAAAACAUAUCUCAUGCCUUUUUAGGAGCUGGGGGAGUACCUCAACAUAAAUGGAAAAACACAUACAAGUACAACAGUCAGCAAUACACCAAUUGCAGAAGAAAAUUAUCGUCCCAUAAAGGCUAAUGCAAAUCUUUGUUUUAUUCAUUCAACAACAAUCCAGGUGAAGGGUACACAAAAAAGAGAGCCCAGUCAAUCCAUAAUUCAGCAAACUAUCGUCAUACACCAUUUUAUGUUUCAAAUUAAAUAGAGGAAUCAAAUGGGUACUAUUGAUUGUUGGACUUUAUGUUUUUUGAUGAUUAUAUUGUUGUUGUAGCUCCUCACCAGCAUCGCAAUAUUUAUUACAUAACUCAACACAAUGACUGUAAAGCGGUAGCUGGCACUGAGCCAAGCAGUUGGCAAUACACUCUUGUCGAUCUGCCGAAACUAUUUGUUGUUGGUUCGUCAUUGAACCCAAAAUCACAAACAACACCAUGACCAGACUCAUCUUCUUCAAAGCCUCCAUUUUUUUUAUGUAUCUAACUGUCUUUUGUGUAACUUAUAGUAAGUAUCUGGUGUUGCAUCAACCUAGCAUAUGAUUUCGAGCUCGAUGAAUCAACGAGUUUCGGGAGGUUAUGCGUGUUGUUUAAAGGCUUGCAUGAAAGACAUCUGCAAACAUACUUAUCCUAUUUGUCUUGCUAGGUGCUCUACACUGUGCCAUCAUAGUGGUCCUUCGAAUUGCGAGCAACAACGGGAAGAAAAAGUUCGAGCAAUUCAUACUGAUUUUAAGCCCGAUCCAUAGUUUCUCGUCUUUAUGUUUCUGAUGGAAACCAAGCUUUCGAUAUCGCGUCCUUUCAAUCAAUAAGUUCAAUAAUACUAGAUUCCGAGAUCAAGCAUAUUUCUUUUGUUAUUGUUUGUUAAACGGGAAGGGCAACUUUUCGAGAUCAAGUAUACAUUCAAAGUAACAUAAUUUUUAUGUUAAUGUAUCUUAUGACGGGGUGUGUCUUUUUAAAUUGGUAGUAUUUUUUUAUGACACGUUGUAUCUUAUUAUGGUUCAAUGGUACAUUCCCUUUGGUACCCUUUAGAGAUAACUACCAUAAAGUCAUAAACACAUAAAAGACACACAUCAUUUAAUAGAGGGAUCCACGAAAAUAAAUUUUUAGGAUUUUGCCAAAUAGAAAAGAAGCAAAGAAUAUCCAACAUAAACUAUCGAAUCUUUUUAUAUGGAAAUUGCUCAUUCUGUUUUCUUGUAAAUAGAAGAAAAUCCAAUUCUUCCACUCUUGUCUAUCAUUACAAGAAGCCACGAGAGGGUAGAGUCCUAAUUAUAAGAGGAAGAAAAAGAGUGAAAAUAGCUACAGAUAAACAUCCACAAUACCUCUCAUAAGUCUGAGAAAUUUUCAUACAUUGAAGUCUAGAAGAGAAGAUGAAGACGAAGAUGAUGCUUGUAGUCAUGUUGUUGGUAAUCCUAGCUUCGACAAGCCAGACAUUUGCAGGUUACGAGGAGUGUUUUGAUUAUUGCACGACUCAUUGUAAGCAGAGGGAUUAUGAGGAUUGUCUUAUUUAUUGUUAUAAGAAGUGUCAUAAUCAGGGAGUUAACAAACCAGCAGAAAAUCCAAAAAUUGAGAGUAGUAAUAGUACCACUUCUGAAUUGGUUAAAUAGUUCUUUUCCGCUCACCUAUAUAUGUUUUCCUAGUGCCUAUGUUUGAUCUGUCAUUGUGCAACGAACUAUUAAUAAAGGGUCUCUACUUGUUUCUUGAGAUCAUCUUCACCCUUAUUCUUUAUGUUUCACCUUAUUGUUCACUACUCCAUUGAUAUAUUUAACAACGUAUAAACCAAAUUAAAAAUGCAACAAAUAUUUUAUCCUAUUUUUGUUUUUUUUAUCAAGUCAUCCGGUAAAGAAUAAUGUCCAUUCCAUAUCAUCAUCUAAUGGAUAGAAAUACCUUUUAUUUUCAUUAUUGAUCGAUUGCAGCUGGAUUAUGUAACCUCAUCUUCGGAUUAAUAAAGUUCUCAAGGUUCUGAUAAAAAUAAAGGAACAGGGAAUGCAAAUUUGUUUACAGAUCCGGUAAUCGGUAGAAGAGCCUUUGAAAUAAUUAAAAAUUACGAAAUGCCCAACUUUCACAAAGGUACGGUUUCUUAUGGGCUUUAUUUCUACGAACUGUAUCUCGGCCCAAUCGACGUUCGGAUCCAUUUCAGGUGGGCUCGGCCCAAUUCUCGCGCCUCGCCCGCAAAUUUUGCCGGGUCUCGCUCGCAUAUCCCCUCCGCAAUGCCGCCUCUGCCGGAUCCAAAAAGCGAGCCUCGCCGUCGCCGCCGCUCAAUCACGAACCAUUUCUUCCAAUAGCACAGAAAGUCAGAAAUCGUUUCCUCCGACGGAGGCGAUCUCUUCUUCUUCGAUCAAAACUCUGUUCUAAUUCUUUCGACAUCAUCCAGGAAUUCAACGACCCAGAUCUCGAUCCCUUCACUGUCGCCUCGAAUGGAGGGUUUCGUCAAGAUGUCGGGGAGUUAUCCGUCGUCAAUGACAACGAUGGUGACGCCGGGAAAUUGAUGCAGAGGUACAUCUCCUUCUCUACUUCCCUCCGGCUACUAUGAAAACCACAGCCACCACAACGCUAGGUAGUAAUGACUUAAAUCUGAAACCACUCCCGUUAUUAUUAAGUACUUGAAAAUUGAGACUUGAGGUUGUCUGAUUAAUGUUUGAUUUUGACGGAAAGAUUUGAUCUUUACGUUUUGGGUUCUCUCAUUCGUUUCCCUGUUAUGGCUAAGACACAGGCAUGCCAUUGGAAGCAUUAGGUGAAAUAGGGGUGGCUCUGGCUAAAGUUUAACUGUUGGCAGCUUCCAACCUAAAGUUAGCAGCUUUAAGCACAGUCCUAGGAUUUCCUUUCACUCCACUACAGAACGUUUUGAUUUCCUUUCAUCAAUGUCAAAUGCAAACUGUUGUGUUCUCAGUAGUAGAUGAGCUGAAUUGCAUCUUCUCAGGACGCCUUCAACACGUCCUCCCUUAGAUUUAAACAGCUACCUGCAUAUCUAUGCUCUCAAGUUGUUCUGCUCACUCUUGUAUGUAACUAGACCAAAAAGUCCUAAUCCUUGGCUGCUGGACUCCUACUUUCCCUGUUGCAUUACCAGGAUCAGCUUCUGGCUUCCUUGUGUUUGACUCUCGGAACAGAAACUUUGAGCACUAGCACUACCAUGCCUUUUCCACAUCAUAUUUGGCCAUCAAAGUUCAUUGCCCAACUAUGAACACAGAAACAAACUGAAUUUCUGCAAACGUAGGUUCAAUGUAAUGGCCCUAAGCUAGAGAAAUUGACAGAUGAUCACUAUUGGAACCUCGGUCUCUUACAAUAAACUGGCUUUUACUUC
Linum trigynum is the source of this 4011-nucleotide messenger RNA. Lineage: Eukaryota; Viridiplantae; Streptophyta; Magnoliopsida; Malpighiales; Linaceae. The record is from the annotation of a GenBank genome assembly.